UGGUCAUUUCAACAUAAUCACAACAAACAUAAAAAAAAUUUUAUUGCAAACUGCAACAACAACGUACGACAAAAUAAUAAAUAAACACAACACUUUAAAAAUAAAUAUAAAAAAACAUGAUUAAAAUGCCAGAAUCAGAGAUAAAUGAGAAAAUCUACGAUCAUCGUGUUUUAACGGACUGGUCAAAUGUGAACAACAAUACAAAUGGCACCAUGCACUAUUCAAAGGACAUGAUAUUCAACGAUGGUCAUCGUCUAUCGAUUACUGUUUAUAGUUUUCUCUUUGUGAUCUCAGCAAUUGGCAACUCAACCGUGUUGUAUCUAUUAACCAAACGACGUUUACGUGGUCCGUCGCGGAUUGACAUCAUGUUAAUGCAUUUGGCGAUAGCCGAUCUAAUGGUGACGUUUCUACUGAUGCCGCUAGAGAUUGCGUGGGCCUAUACAGUGCAAUGGAAAUCGACAGAUUUCGUAUGUCGUCUUAUGAGUUUCUUUAGAGUAUUUGGUCUAUACCUAUCGAGUUUCGUGUUGGUAUGCAUAUCGAUUGACAGAUAUUAUGCUAUAAUUAAACCUUUGAAUCUCUCUACAAAUCGUGGCCGCAUAAUGUUGGUCAUAGCCUGGUGUAGUUCCAUAUUGUGUAGUUUGCCACAGGCAUAUGUAUUCCACUUGGAAGAGCAUCCGAAAGUUAAAGGCUAUUAUCAAUGUGUAACAUUUCAUUCAUUUGCCAGUGAAUUUCACAAAUUAUUCUAUAACAUUGCCAACAUGUGCGCCAUGUAUGCCUGUCCAUUGAUCACUUUUAUCUAUUGCUAUGGGGCAAUCUACGUGGAAAUUUAUCGCAAAAGUCAGCGUAUAGUUAAAGGCAUUGAACGUUUUCGUCGUUCCAAUGAUGAUGUUUUGAGUCGUGCCAAAAAGAGAACUUUAAAAAUGACAAUCACUAUUGUUAUUGUUUUCAUUAUAUGCUGGACUCCUUAUUAUAUCAUCUGUAUGUGGUACUGGAUAGACAAAUCAUCAGUGGAUGAGGUCAGUUCUUUAAUACGCAAGGGAUUGUUUAUAUUUGCCUGCACCAACUCGUGCAUGAAUCCCAUUGUCUAUGGGGCAUUUAAUAUACGGGGACGGAUAAGUCAUAAUCAUACGCAGUCUACCAUGAGUAAUCGCCACACAUCUUUAUACCAACGAGGAGAUUCUUCAAAUCAGUUGCCAAAACAUUUGCUUAAUAUGAAUGGAGGCAGUGGUAAAAUACCCAUAACAAAUUCUUUGGCAACACAGGAAAAUAAUACUAAUAAAUUGAACAGUUUAACAACAGCGGAAAAACAGAACAAGGACAAUGAAACUACAGCCAUGAUAUGUAUAAAUUGUGGUGACUCUAUUGAACUUGCUAAUCUUCAAAAAUCUUAAAAAAACAGCAACAACACUAUAUAGAAAUGCUCAAAAGUUUAAUACAACAAAACAUGCUAUGCUGUCUUUCUGUUUUAUUACAACAAUUUAAUGAUCAUUAACUGCUAUUACAAAAAGAGUUAAUUAACUCGAUUACUUGCAUUAAUAGACUUUUUUCUUUAAUAAUAUUUGGCUACCUCUCUCUCCCUCUUCUUUAUUUCUCUAUCUUUUUUAAAAACACAUUCUAUUCUCUCUGUCUAAUUUUUAUAGUUUUAUUUUUUACAUCAUUACAUACUGCUACAUUAUUAUUCUUAAUCAAUUUAAAACAAAAAAAUAUUUAAAAAAAACAAUUUAUUAUUUAUUAAAACAAAAACAAGAAAAAUAUUUAUAUGUAUGUGUUUGUAGUACCGAUGCAUAUUUAGAUGGUGGUCGUUGUUAGUGUUAGUUAAUAGUUGAAUUUAUAUUUUUAGUUUUAAUGAUUAAAUAAAAAAAAGAAAUAUUUAUUUAUAAUAAAAAUAUCAACAAACACGAUUUGAAAGUCCAUUUAA
Molecule: messenger RNA, 1918 nt
Organism: Lucilia cuprina (Australian sheep blowfly)
Lineage: Eukaryota; Metazoa; Arthropoda; Insecta; Diptera; Calliphoridae
Gene: AkhR
Product: adipokinetic hormone/corazonin-related peptide receptor variant I
Exons: 7
Coding region: 117-1391 (424 amino acids)
Biological process (GO): G protein-coupled receptor signaling pathway
Cellular component (GO): membrane
Molecular function (GO): adipokinetic hormone receptor activity; peptide binding; vasopressin receptor activity
Source: RefSeq, a predicted model, not a curated record